CUCGAGACUUCAUUCCACGUGAAAGUGGAAGUGCUGCCAAGUUUCCAACAUAACACUGGAAUACCAGUUAAUAUUAAGGAAAUCAUGCCUGGAAAACUACAAGACACUAAAGAUAACACCAUGGGUGUUCAAGAAAACCAAGAAUCAGUAGCAAAAACAUCAAAAAAGGGCAAGAAAGAGAAGGGAACUAAGAAAAGCAAGGCAGCUAAGGAAGUCCAUAUGGAAACUGAACCUGAAACUGACACCAUAGUGAAGGGUACAGAUCAACAACUGCCAGUUUCCAAAAAGGGAAAGAAGAGUAAGAAGAACAAAGUGGAAGAGCUCAAUGGAGAUGAUACACCAACUGAAUUAAAGAAUGGUGACAGCAAAGAUACAAAGAAAAAACGAAAAAGCAAAGGAGAACCAGAAUAUGUCAACAAAGAAGAACCAGAAAAUGUGAACAAAGAAGAACCAGAAACAAAAAAGAAAAAGAUUAAAAUUGAAAAGACUGAAUCAAGUCCCAAAAAGAAAAAGGAAAAGAAAAUUAAGGUAGAUCAGACAGAGAUUAUGACAAAUGGUGUAACAAAUGGAAAUGUGAAAGUUGAAUCAAAUGGUGUCACAGUAAAAGAUGAGUCAGAAGCGAGUGACUCAGAACCUGAACUGUCACCUGACCAGAAGGCCGGACAAUUUAACAAUUUUGACAUAUCAAAAAAGACAGUGGAUAAACUUUUAGCUAGAGGAGUAAAAUAUCUGUUCCCCAUUCAGGCUAAGACAUUCCAAGCUGUGUUUGACGGUAGAGAUGUAAUUGCACAAGCAAGGACUGGUACAGGAAAAACAUUGUCUUUUGCCCUACCUCUUGUUGAGAAACUUCAGAAGGAGGCCAAGUAUGGAAGAGGAAGAUCACCCAAGGUGCUUGUCAUGGCACCCACAAGAGAACUAGCCAACCAGGUCAGUGAGGACUUCAAAUCUGUUUCAGAUAGGCUUGCAGUGUCUUGCUUCUAUGGGGGUACCCCCUUUGGCCCACAGAUGAGUGACAUCAGACAGGGUAUAGAUGUACUGGUAGGGACCCCUGGGCGUAUUCUAGACCACCUGCAGAAGGGAGUGUUGAAGAUUGACAACCUCAAGCAUGCCAUCUUGGAUGAGGUGGAUCGCAUGUUAGACAUGGGCUUUGCUGAUACUGUGGAUGAGAUCCUACAGUUUGCUUACAAACAAGAUGUGAAACCACAGACAUUGUUAUUCUCAGCAACUUGUCCAUCUUGGGUGUACCAAACUGCAGAAAAGUACAUGAAGGAAGAUCUCUUCAAGAUAGACAUCAUAGGACAGCAGAAGAACAAGACUUCUACCACAGUCCAGCAUUUGGCUGUCAGAUGUAGUUACUUCGACAGAGCUGCAACUCUAGGUUCAAUAGUGCAUGUGUACAGUGGUAACCACGGCAGAGCUAUUAUAUUCUGUGAAAAGAAGAGAGAUGCUGAUGAACUGGUAGCCAGCCCACAUUUAAAGCAGGAAUCCCAUGUACUGCAUGGUGAUGUACCUCAACAGAAAAGAGAGCAGGUCUUGAAGGGUUUCAAAGAUGGUAAAUACAAAUGUCUUGUUGCAACUGAUGUUGCUGCUAGAGGUCUUGACAUCCCAGCAAUUGAUCUCGUGGUCCAGUGCAGUCCCCCCAGAGAUGUUGACUCUUAUAUUCACAGAUCUGGUCGUACAGGCCGUGCAGGAAGGAUGGGAACAUGUGUGUGUUUCUACAAACCUAAUGAAGAACGGGAAUUGAAAACUGUUGAAAAUAGAGCUGGUAUAAAAUUCAAGCGUAUUGGAGGGCCAACUACCAAAGACAUCAUCAGGGCAUCAGCUGAGGAUGCAGCCAGAUCUCUGGAGGGAAUUCCUGAUGCAACUUUGGAUCACUUUACAGAAUCUGCUGAGAAACUCAUAGAAGAGAAAGGUGCAGCAAAGGCCCUUGCAGCUGCACUAGCAGUCAUCUCUGGGUGCACAAAGAUUGUGUCAAGGUCGUUGUUAUCCUCAAAUGAGGGUUACACUACAUAUCUGUUCAGGACUAACUUAGAAUUUGAGCGCAUUGGAUAUGUUUGGCGAUCCUUGGAAAAGUACAUACCCUUUGAGAUAAAGGAAAAAUGUAUGAGAAUGAGGAUAACUGCAGACAAAAAGGGUGCUGUGUUUGAUCUGCCCUCCGAGCAUGACCAGGAGGUUAAAGACGCGUGGCAAGAUGGACAAUAUGACACACUAGAGGUUGCCAAUGAGCUACCAGAGCUUCUUGAGAGUGCAGAUAGGGGGAGCUUCAAUAGAGGCAACCGUGGUGGAUUUGGUGGAAAUAGAAACAGUUUUGGUGGAAAUAGAAACAGUUUUGGUGGAAAUAACAAUGCUAGCUUUGGAAGGAACCAAAGUCCUGGAUUCAGAGGCAGAAGUAAUGGAUAUGGCACCAAGAGGAGCUUUGCAGGUUCAAAUAACUCAAGUAGUUCAAAUAAAAAAAUGAGAUUUGAUGAAUAGUUUCAACAUCAUUCUCAAAUUAUAGACUGCACAAGUUCUUCCUACCUCAUGUAAGAAUCUGAGAAAUUGAAAGGGCACACAAGGCACAAAAUGUGAACCAUUUGAGUGACACUGAGUGAUGGAGGUGCUGAACUUCUAUUUUAUUCUUCUCUUUAGAGUUGACCUUCAUAUAGUCCCAUCUGACUGGUUCAGGGAAAAAUAUUAUUGACUCGACUAACUAGGAAUGGUUCUGAAAUUACCUUAAAUUGUUAUACACAUACACGUGUAAAGAUAUGUGGUUAGUACAACCAAGCUUUUAGUAGAAUGAAAAUGCGGUAAAAUAAAUUAUUGAAUUCUCCAAA
Owenia fusiformis is the source of this 2813-nucleotide messenger RNA. The record is from the annotation of a GenBank genome assembly. Lineage: Eukaryota; Metazoa; Annelida; Polychaeta; Sabellida; Oweniidae.